Messenger RNA from Chironomus riparius, 423 nucleotides. The record is from the annotation of a GenBank genome assembly. Lineage: Eukaryota; Metazoa; Arthropoda; Insecta; Diptera; Chironomidae.
AUGUCACGUAGUUCAACAAAAUCAAAUGCCAAAACAUUACAGCCUAAAAAAUCGUCCUCAUCGCCAUUGAGUAAGAUAAAGUUUCAUUCAAUCUCAAAGCGUCGACAGAGUGGACAGAAUUUGAAUAUGAAUGAAAAAUUUCAGCUCAUUAAGAAGCACGGUACGUCAUCGUCAUCAUUUAUUGGAAGUGACGAUUACGAUUACAUUAAUUACGGUACAAAUACGGAUAAAUCAAGUUGCAGUGGCGGUAAGUCAUCGUCAUUGAAGAAAUAUUUCCUCAAAUUUGCUGGUGAUAAAGUCGACUCGAACAGCCUUGAGGCAAAAAAUUUAUUUCAUCUUAAGCGACAUCAUUAUCCAACACGGAUGACUGGAACGAAGGCAUCAAUUAGCGAUGAUAAUGAUUUUGAUGUUUUGGAUUUUUAA